This is a messenger RNA of Pocillopora verrucosa, 1323 nucleotides long. RefSeq lists its product as uncharacterized. Lineage: Eukaryota; Metazoa; Cnidaria; Anthozoa; Scleractinia; Pocilloporidae. The record is from RefSeq and is a predicted model, not a curated record.
AUGUCUUCGCAAGACCGGAAGUACUUCCGCUUUCGUUUCUUCCGAAUUCUGGUUUUACUUAUCCUGUUUACAUCUCCAACGACAUCUGCAACGAAUGGGCUCAGCGUGCCAGAAAUCUGUCCUAAACUAGAAAGGGCCUUGAAGCCAUCCCAAUCAGACGACGAGCUCAACAAAUUACUUAUCAAAUUCCUGGCUUCAGUGGAAUGGCAACAGUUAUCUUCCUUUGCCAAACAAAACCUCCGAGGACUGAUCAAGGGCAUACCACCUAAAAUUGCAAAUUCUGCAAAGGGAAGUCUUGUUAUCGUGUCUGUGCAUUUAAUAUUCUUAAGUAAUAACCUGUACGAACAGGCUGUUAUCUUAACUGAAGACUGCAAGCAGCAUCGGGAUAAGUUCGAAGAGUUACAGACAGAAAUGGGAGUUGUACAACAAGCGAUAAAAACAAAAUUUUCCUCAUUGUCAAAGAGCAUCGACUUUGCCACGAUGUACGAGCGAAUCGAGGAAGUAAUAAAAAUCCUGGAUGAUUUUCACAGAAAGCUCGAGGAGAUAACUAAUGACGUAAAAAAAAGUCUCAUCAAAAGUCAACAUAAUAAACCCUGGGCCAUUUGGUACAUUGUUGCUGCGACAGCCGCUUGUUCUAGUUCCUUUUACUUUACCUCUUUGUGGGUAAGAGGUUUAACAUGUGUAACUUCCACUGGAGUUAUUAUUCAGUCUUUCACGAGUUUUUUUUUACUUGACAAAUGCAGUGAAGAACUGAACCAGUUGCAGAACGAAACGAAAAAGCUAAGGCAAGAUUUAGCCGGCAAUCGAACUCAGCUUAGACUUCAACUUGCUUGGAUGAAAGGGCCACCAGUGGACAUUCACAUCAAAAGCGAGGGCUGUGAAGAUCCAAAACGACCUAAAAACACUUGUGGUUUCGCUAAUAUCACGGUGAAGAGAACGGACUACUCUCUUCACGGCAGGGGAUACAACGUUGUAGUUGUUGAUGGCACAACAGGUGAAGUUCUCGAAAGUAAAACAUUUGAUACGCAUUGGAACUCCACUGCUGGUGAUCACCUUAAGGAAUAUCUCAACAAGCUCAACGGAAAUAAAAUCGUUUUAGUGGCGAUUCAAGAUGAAGGUUCAAAUUACGUAAAAUCAGCACUUGACGCUCUCAAGAGACUGGGCGCUACCGACCCUGUACUGCCGGACUUUCGAGGAUCCUUUGCGCUAGUUGGAUACGCAGGAGUAAACAAACCAUCGUGGAUUGCACAGAAAACUGCCAAGAGAGGUCUGGGACCAAGUGUGAUCUCUUUGAAAGUUCCAUUACUACCCCAGCCCCAUUAA